This is a messenger RNA of Aspergillus homomorphus CBS 101889, 1088 nucleotides long. RefSeq names its product putative zinc-containing alcohol dehydrogenase. The transcript is spliced from 3 exons. Gene Ontology annotation, molecular function: zinc ion binding; oxidoreductase activity. The record is from RefSeq and is a predicted model, not a curated record. Bases 24 to 1088 code for a protein of 354 amino acids. Lineage: Eukaryota; Fungi; Ascomycota; Eurotiomycetes; Eurotiales; Aspergillaceae.
CAAAACCAAACCCCUGCUUCAUCAUGGGAUCCAUCCAAACCAUGAAGGCUGUUGUUUACAACGGCCCCAACCGUAUGGCGAUUGAAGAUCGGCCAAAGCCUUUCAUCACAGAGCCCACAGACGCCAUUGUCCGGGUCACCUACACCACCAUCUGCGGCACUGACCUCCAUCUCCUCCAAAACGACAUCCCAUGCGAACCGGGCUGUAUCCUCGGCCACGAAGGCGUCGGUGUGAUUGACUCGGUCGGAUCGAGCGUGAGCAACCUUCAAGUCGGCCAAACCGUCCUGAUCUCCUGCAUUACCUCAUGCGGACACUGUCGCUUCUGUCGCAAGGGCAUGUCCUCUCAGUGCACGUCCGGGGGAUGGAUCCUGGGCAACAAGAUCGACGGCACCCAAGCGCAAUACGUCCGGAUCCCCCACGCUUCGUUUUCGCUCCACGCUUUGCCAGAGGGGAUCGACCCCAAGGCCUAUGUCAUGCUGUCCGAUGUGUUCCCCACCGCCUUCGAAUGCGGGAUACUGAACGGGGACAUCAAGCCGGGCGCGCGGGUUGCCAUUCUGGGCGCAGGACCUAUUGCUUUGACCGCACUGAUGAUCCUGAAGCGGGGAUACGGGCUCCCUCAGCAGGUGGUGAUCAUCAGCAGGGGCGAGUAUCGGCUCGAGCGAGCGAAGGAGCUGGGCGCCGACCAUGUGCUCACCACGUUCAACGGUCGCGAAAAGACGCUCGAGGCUUGUCGGAGGCUGACGGAUGGAGAGCUAUUCGAUGUGGUCAUUGAAGCAGCCGGAGCGAAAGAAACAUUUGAUCUAUCGCAGUAUUUGGUGGCUCCGGGUGGAACUAUCGCGUCGCUGGGGGUGCAUGGAAGUAGUUGUGCCUUCCAUCUGGAGCACUUGUGGCAUCGGAAUAUUUGUCUGCGGACGAGUCUCGUGGACACGAGUACCACGCCGGAGUUGCUGAAGAUGGUCAAGGCUGGGAUCCUUACCCCGGACACUUUUCUGUCGCAUACAUUUGCGCUCGAUGAGAUUGAGCAGGCAUAUGAGGUCUUCCGGGCAGCGUCUACACACCGCAGUAUGAAAGUAUUGCUCACCUUGUGA